This is a messenger RNA of Peniophora sp. CBMAI 1063, 1926 nucleotides long. The record is from the annotation of a GenBank genome assembly. NCBI's taxonomy places the organism in Eukaryota, Fungi, Basidiomycota, Agaricomycetes, Russulales, Peniophoraceae.
AUGGCCUUCUCGGGUGCUCUUACGCUCACGGACCUGAAUGAUUACAUUACACCAUCGCAAGCUUGCAUCAAGCCCGUUGAGCAGAAGACACCUGCCCCAUCGAGUGUGCCAGGUGCUGCGGCUACCGAAAUCCGGAUCGAUGCUGGAGGCUCGUACUACGAAGUUUCUUCUGGAGAUGCGGGGCAACAGAAGCUUCAGCAGGCCGAGAUCAGCUUGAACGACUGUCUGGCGUGCAGCGGCUGUAUCACAUCGGCAGAGUCAGUCCUCAUCACGAUGCAGUCGCAUACGGAGGUCCUCAACUUUCUCGAGUCAAAUCCGCCCUCCGCCGAAGCUGGCCAUCGCACGCCUGUCAUGUCCAUCGCUCCGCAGAGUCUUGCCUCCUUGGCCGCAUCACUCGCGUCGUCUUCAUCCGCGAGUUCGACGGCUCCCCUGGCCGAAGUGCUGGCUCGAGUGUCCUUAUUCGUGAAGGAGCAUCUGGAAUUCGAGCAUGUCUACGACACCACAUUCGCUCGGCAUCUAUCUCUACUCGAGCACGUGCGCGAAUUCGACGAGCGACGCGCUGCAACCGCUGCAGGAUCAUCUACGCGAGCAUCGACAGCGAAGGCGGAGCCGAAGACGGAGAAGGCAUGCUGUGGGAAACAUGGCACCGACUCUUGCAAUAGUCAUGCGCAGAAGACCGGAGACGGCGAAGGCGAUGGUCGGCUGCCGAUGUUAGCCAGCGCAUGUCCGGGUUGGGUGUGCUACGCCGAGAAGACUCAUGGAGAAAUGCUGCCCUUCAUCAGCCGGACGAAGAGCCCGCAAGCGAUGAUGGGUACAUUGGUGAAGGGAUGGCUCGCACGGCAGUGGGGUAAACAGCCCCAAGACGUCUACCAUGUUACUGUGAUGCCCUGCUACGACAAGAAGCUUGAAGCCUCUCGACCAGACUUCUUCGAUGAGGAGUCCAAUACGCGCGACGUAGACUGUGUCCUCACGACCGGCGAGCUCGCGCUUCUCAUGCGUGAACGAGGCUUCGACUUGUCGGCUCCCGCGCCCACCUCUCCACCCUCCACCCCAACACCGGCAGAUAUCCCUGCUCUAGUAUCUCACCCCGGCACAUCGUCUGGCUCAUAUCUGCAUGCAUUGCUCUCACAUGUCAUACGCACCUCUUCGGUUCCUCUCACGCUCACGACUGGGUCCACGUCGGCGACGGCGAAGCAGGCACAGAACGCAGACAGCACCGAGUACACCCUCACGGACCCCGAAGGAAACGUAGUCUUCCGCGCUGCGACUUGCUACGGGUUCCGCAACCUGCAGAACAUUGUGCGCCGUGUCGCACGCGACGCAGGCAUUCGCGUAGUGCGAGGUCGCGCAGCCGGCGCACUCUCGCGUCGCGCUCAACCUGGCCGUGCAUAUGAUUACGUCGAAGUCAUGGCAUGUCCUGGCGGAUGUGUUAACGGUGGUGGGCAGUUGCCGCGGCCAGAGGCUGUGCAGACCACUGUCACAGAUGGUGCCACGGAGGCCAACGAUGGUGAUGGAGGCAUGGGCAAUCGUUGGGCCGACCGAGCGUGGACGAAGGAGGUGGAGCGCGCAUACUGGGACGGACGCGAGCCUGCACCUGGAGCACGUUUUGGAUUGCUCACCCCGCCCGCGUCGCCUCGCGGCACGUCUGCGAACAUCGUGGACGAUAGCGCUACAGCACCACGCUGUACAGACUGCGACUGCGAUCGUGUGGAUCAGGGAGGGGAGUGUGCCAUGGAUGCAACAGCUCUGGCGCAUUCCCGCGCGGACGGACUAGCGGCGCGCAUUCUCGGAGAACUGUGCGGGACAGAUGUCGCGCGCUGGGGGGAUCGGAUGGAUGGCGAGGCUGAGGAGCGCAGGCGGAAGCUCUUCAGGACGUCGUAUCGGGCGGUAGAGAGCGAGGUUAUCGGGCUCGGUGUUAAGUGGUAG